GUUUCACAACAACGCUGUGUGUCGGCCGAGCUGCAUCCCUCUCUCUUGCAUCUAAUCGUUGCCUAGCUUCCAUGCCAACCUCCAUCCCCUCGUCGUCGUCUUUCUUGUCUCACUCUCACUUCUUCCAUAGCCCCACGUCACUCUGCCCCUAAGCUCACUGGCCCGUCGCCUCCUUCUCACCCCCCCUCCGCCCGUUCUUCCAUCCCAACCUCCUCUCCCUGCCUCCGUUGCACGAUCUCUCCAUGGCCGUCCACUCUGGCUGCACUGCCCACUGACUUUCCUCUCCUGCCUUCUUCUGUCGUCAGGUAGCUGUCUCUCUUGCUAGCCUUGUGCUAUCGUAGUUGUCAUUUUCGCGCCCAGUGUGAUAGGUUUUUCUCAAAGACUUUCACUAUUUCUUCGGCUGCGAGGACUUUCGAACCAGGCUAUCUGAUAAUUCCAGGCGGAGCACGCCAUGGAUCGGUACCAACGGGUGGAGAAGCCGCGGCCCGAAAUACCUAUCAGUGAAAAUGAAAUCCGUAUUACUACGCAAGGAAAAAUGCGGAACUACAUUACCUAUGCAACCACUCUAUUGCAGGAUAAGGGAGCAUCAGCGAUUGUUCUGAAGGCCAUGGGCCGAGCUAUCAAUAAGGCAGUUACUAUUGCAGAAAUCAUCAAGAGGAGGAUUGCUGGUCUUCACCAAAAUACGUCUAUUGGAUCUACUGACAUUACGGACCUUUGGGAACCACUUGAAGAAGGACUUCUACCAUUGGAAACCACUCGACACGUGUCUAUGAUUACGAUUACACUGUCUACCAAGGAGUUGGAGAAUUCUACCGGCUAUCAGCCUCCCCUCCUCGCAGACCAGGUCAAACCGCUAGCAGAAUUUGAGUAUGAAGGAGAUGGCUCACCACGGGGAGGCAGAGGUCGUGGUAGAGGCAGAGGAAGAGGACGGGGUAGGGGCCGAGGAGCCAAUGAAACGGCAAAUUCUGAGUACAAUGGAGGACUUGAUGGUGGUUGGGUCCGCGGCCGUGGUCGGGGACGUGGUCGUGGUCGUGGCGAGUACCGUGGUCGAGGCAGAGAGCAAGAUGCUGGUGGCUUUGACGAGCCUAAUGCUGAUGGGCCCCUACGAGAUCAGGGAAAUGGCUUUUCUCAGGAUAUGUCAUACUCAGAUCGCGGCAGAGGAAGGGGCAGAGGUCGAGGUCAGGGUAGAGGUCAGGGGAGAGGGUUUCGCACUGACGGGCCUAGUCAAGACCAAUCUCAGGCAGGAGCUGCGCAGUAGCCCUUUGCUAGAGUAGAAGAAAAUUCAGUGAAAAUGGCCUCUCAAGCUUCUGUAUGGUGCUACCUGGGGGUUGCAUCUAUGUAUGUUACGCAGCUCUUGUUUUGCUGUAUAUCAACCGGUUUCCAUUCGUGUUUGAGGUACAUUGGUUUCAAUUAAUUAGUGAUUCAUUUCUUUCCUGUGUCAAACUUCUUUUGAUGUUUCCUUUCUAGUAUGUACUGACAAUAUCUGCUCAUGUUAAAUUUUCCCUAGACAGAGAUCUGAAAUACUCAACCUCAUGAACUUGUUUCUAAAUCCUGUUGAUCUUGGACUCAAGUCCGCUUUACUUUGAAAGUUGAAUUCCAGACUCUACUUGAACUUA
Physcomitrium patens is the source of this 1616-nucleotide messenger RNA. RefSeq lists its product as uncharacterized. The record is from RefSeq and is a predicted model, not a curated record. Lineage: Eukaryota; Viridiplantae; Streptophyta; Bryopsida; Funariales; Funariaceae. Gene Ontology annotation, molecular function: RNA binding.